Prorocentrum cordatum is the source of this 5178-nucleotide messenger RNA. Lineage: Eukaryota; Dinophyceae; Prorocentrales; Prorocentraceae. The record is from the annotation of a GenBank genome assembly.
AUGGUGCCCACUCGAACCUCGGAGUUCGAUCCUUCGAGGGAGGGGUCCAAGAGUCGACGCCUGGACCUCAAGCGGGACACGUCCGCGGACCCAGCCGCGGCCAUGAGGGCGGGGCCCGCGGCCGCGCCUCCGCCGGUGGCCUGCCCCCGCGCGCCGCCCCCGCCGCCCGAGCAGGCCGGGGGCGCCGGGCCGCCGGGCCCGCCGCGGGAGGUGCGCUGCCGGCUGGAGUCCGUGCCAGACGUCCCCGGGGGGUGCGCCACCGUGGUCCCGCGCCUGGCUAGACAAGCCAUGACUGCUGCGGGCGAGGCUAACCCCCCAGCCACCGAGGCGGCAAUGCCUGACCGGGCCUUUCCCGCGGCGGCAAUGUUGCAUGAAGUGCUACGGGUGGCGGCGACCGAAUCCCCGCCAUGGCCGCGCGCCGAAGCCGCGUUAGCCGCCCGGCUCAGUGCCGUCCCCGCCCUAGCGGACAGAGCCGCGGUGGUGGAGCUCGCGGGUGAAUUGCACAUGCCGCCUGCCCAGUUUGUCGACGACAUCACGGUAGCUUGCCCAUCUAUAGGGGCGGUGCGCGCCGUCCUGUCUCCUGAGGACGAAUCCGCGUGCAGUAGGUACGCGCGCACUUUCAAGUCGUUUUUCUCCCGUGAGAAAUCCAAGACGUGCGUUCUUCCAGUCCUGGGUGCGCCCCCCCCCAGUCUCGCCGGCUGCCCAGAAGUAGACCGCAAGGUCCUCCUGGGAAUUUUGGUGGAUUCCGACCUGACGUUUUACCCCUUCCUCCGUGAAAUCGUCGCCGUCGGGCAUAGCUGCUUCUCCAAGCUGUUGUAUGCGGCAGAGUCUGGGGGCUUCUCCAUCCCAGUGGCUGCGGCGCAGGUCCCAGCCCGAGUUGAAUCUGUGGUUUUGUACGCUGCCCCGCUCCUGGCCGCCGUGCCCGGCGCGGAAUCAACCAUGAACAAGUUGCAGGUGACUUGGGGCCGUCGCCUUUUGGGGUGCCACAAGGGACCGCCGAUUCGCCAUGCCGUGGUCGUCGCCCAAUGUGGCUGGCCAAUGCGCCUGGGGACGAGAUUUUUAGAGAAGGCGCUGAUGGCACGAGCACGGCUCAUGGUCCUGCCGGGGGACCACCAAGGUGCCCUCAUGCUGCGGGCGGCUCGGUCUUUGGCCACCCCCACGUGGGAGUCGGCAGUGGUCGCUCUGGCCCAGCGCCUGGCCCCGCCCCCGCCGGACCUCGAGGGGCAUCCCUUAUUCCCCGCCGCCCUGCUGAACGAGGCGCGUGUGUCGUCCGCCGCUAGGAAAGCAAUCCUCAAGUCGUACCGGCUCGAGGUGCUGCGUCCGUCUCUCUUGCGGUAUGACCGCGCAGCAUACGCGAAGGCUGCCAUGCCAAUUUUGGCACCCUUUAAUCGCUCUUUUGCCGCUUUGUGCACCUUCCCAUCGCCACUGGACCUAGACUUGUUGGCCGGGGAGCCAGGGCCGUCCUUCUGGUCCCACUACCGCCUUUGGGCUGUGGCCCGAAUGACGGGCAAGUGGCCCCUGUCGGUCAUGGGGGGUGAGGAGCACCCCAUGCACCUGCGCCGGUGCAGAGCCUGCGGAAGCCACAGGGUUUCGGUGCGUCACGCGCUAAGUGCUUGCCCCGUGCUCGACCGGGAACGCCGGGAGCUUUUUCCAGGGGAUCCGGCGCCAGAUUUGCUGCUCCAGCUCUUGUUCGGCGACACAACGUGCUCCAUCACGCGUAUCCAACACGUGGGCUUUGCAGGUAGAGCCAUUCGCAGGUCGCUUGGCUCCCGGUGCCCAGCCCGCUGGCGCAGCGCCUGGUCCGCUGGUGUGCCCUCCGAGGACGAGCCCGCGGUGCAGCCCGUGGCGUCCGCGGCGUCCUGCGAGUCCGACGGGCUCGCCGCGGAGCCCGGGGGCCCGAGCUGGGAGCCGGAGGACUGGGCCCACGAGGUGCUCCUGGCGGCCGGCGGGGCCCAGGUGUGGCCGCCCGCCGCCGCCGCCCGCACGAACGCGGUGCGCACCGCCCGCUUCACGCUGCUCAGCUGGCUGCCCAAGUCGCUGCUGCUGCAGCUCCGGCGCGCUGCGAACGCGUGGGCGCUGCUCAUCGGCGUCCUGGCCGCGGCGCUGGGCGACGAUUCGCCGCAGGCGCCUGGCCUGAUCCUGACGAUCCUGUCCAUCAUACUGCUGUGGACCUCCGGGCGCGAGCUGAGCGACGACCUCGGCAGGCAGCGGGACGACCUGGCGUCGAACUCGUGGCCCACGCAGCGUCUCUCCACGGACCACGGGGGCGAUCCGCCGCAGUUCUGUGAGGUCGAGCGCCAGGACUGCCGGCUGGGGGACGUCCUGCUGCUGCGCGGCGGCCAGAUGGUGCCCGCAGACUUGUUGCUGGUGGCGUGCAGCGGCACCCAGGGCACCUGCUACGUGUCGACGUCGUCCCUGGACGGGGAGAGGCACCUCAAGCAGCGGACGGUGCCAGGGGCCCUCAGGAGCUGCGGGGCCAUGGCGGGAGGCACCGCGGAGGCGGCCGCUGCCUGCGUGCUGGAGGCGCGCGCGCUGGUCCGGCUUCAGGCCCCGUGCGUGGACCUCUCCACCGUCGGCUGCUCCAUCAUGGUGGGCGAUGCGGUGCAGCGGGUGGACUGCGGCAGCUUCCUGCUGCGGGGAAGCAGGGUGGACGCCACAGACUGGGCCGUGGGGGCCGUGUGCUACGUGGGCGGCCAGACGAAGGCCCGCCUCAACGCCAUCGCGGUCCAGUCGAAGGUGUCUUACAUGCAGCGGAAGCUGAACUAUUUCAUCGUUUGCACGCUCGUGGGCAUAGUCGCUCUGAGCACGGCCUGGUCCAUCUUAGAGCAGUUCGCCCUCGAGGAUACGUUCGACUUCGGCCAGAUGAUCGUACGACUUGCCCAGUAUUUGAUAAUCCUUUACCCUGUAGUGCCCCUGACGAUGUACGUCAAUUACGAGGUCCUGCAGCUGGCGCUGGUGAGGGGACUUCACAAAGACGAGGAGAUGCACGGGCUCCAGUCCCGCGAGCCCGUGGAGGUCCGGACGUCGGACCUCAUCGAGGAGCUCGGCCAGGUCGACUAUGUCUUCAGCGACAAGACUGGCACGCUCACGCAGAACGACAUGCGCUUCGCGGCGUGCUGCAUCGGGAGCGGGGCCCCGAUGACGGCGCUGGAGGCCCAGCUCGUUACCAAGGGCGGGGCCCUGGCCCUAGACGGCGUCGCGGCGGCAUUCUUCGAGACGCUCGCCACCUGCCACACGGUGCAGCUGAGCUCGGACGGGCACUACCAGGGCGAGUCCCCGGACGAGGUCGCUCUGGUGCAGGCCGCCGCCGACCUCGGCUUCGUGCUCUCCUCGCGCGAGGAGACGGGUACGGGCUCGCUGCUGCGGCUCCAGACGCCGGGCGGGGCCCGCUGCGCGCGGGUGGCGGAGGUGCUCGCCUUCACGUCCGAUCGACGGCGGAUGAGCGUGGUGUGCCCGGACCACGAGCGUGGCGGCGCCACGGUGCUCACGAAGGGCGCGGACAGCGCCGUGGAGCCGCUGCUCGCGAGGCCCCUGCCGACCGCGACCCGCCAGGCGCUGGAGGGCUUCGCGCGGCGCGGCCUGCGGACGCUGGUACUGGGCCGCGGCCGCGUGCCCGAGGCAACCUACGCGGGGUGGCGGCGCAGGUGGGCAAGGGCCGACGCCAGCAUGAGGGGGCGCGAGGCGAAGCUGGCGGCGCUGGCGCUCGCUGUGGAGGUCAACCUGGAGCUGGUCGGCGUGACAGCCGUGGAGGACCGCCUACAGGAAGGGGUUGGGGACACGCUGGUGGCGCUGCGUCGAGCUGGUAUCAGGGCGUGGGUCCUCACGGGGGACAAGGUGUCCACGGCGGUGGAGAUCUCCCACGCCUGCGGCCUGUUCGACGAGCGGACGUCCGUCGUCAGGAUCGUCGCGACCGCCUCCGCGGACCACACCACUCAGUUGCUCAGAGUGGCAUUGGCCAAUGCGCGCGCACUGCGCGCGUCCGACCAGCCGCUCAGCCUCGGACUGGUGCUGGACGGGCAAGCCGCGCAGCAUGCCAUGGAACACGGGGAGGUCCGCGAGCUGCUCUACCAGCUGGGCAGGCUCUGCAACGCCUGCGUCGCCUGCCGCAUGUCGCCCCGGCAGAAGGAGCAGCUCGUGCGCCUGGUGGCCCAGGAGUCCCGGAGCCGGGAGCGCCGCCAGUCGGUGGUGCUCGCGAUCGGCGACGGCGCGAACGACGUCCCGAUGAUCCAGGCCGCGGACGUUGGGGUGGGCCUCCGCGGCAGGGAGGGCACGCAGGCCGUCCAGGCCAGCGACGUGGCCGUCUCGGACUUCAGGUGCCUGCGGCGCCUGCUCCUCUGCCACGGCAGGGACUCGUACCGCAUACUCGCGCUCUUCAUCUGCUGGUUCCUGUACAAGAACCUGCUGUUGGCAUGGGCCACCAUCCUCUACGCGCCUGGGAGCUCCUACCAGGGAGCCCCUGCAUAUCCACCAUCCCUCGUCAACUGCCCAAUAUGGACGUUCAUAGUUCUACCAGUCUUUGCAACAGACAAAGACGAUGACUACUGCACCUCCCUUGAGCACCCCGAGUUGUACAAGCUCGGCACGCAGCGUACGUAUUUCAACUUCUGGGUUGUCACAGGGUGGAUGCUUCUUGCAAGCCUGCAUGGCAUCAUUGCAUGGGUUGUGCCCAUGUACAGCUUGACAGACGAGGAGGACCGCCAACAGCAGAGCCCAGCCUUUUGGAAGGCUAGCCUGACUGCCUUCACAGUGCAGCUCACGAUGGCUAACCUUACGCUUCUGAUGUCCUUGGCGAAGCCAGUACGGAAAUCGGCGCUGGCGCCUGUUGCUGGUGCGAUGAUUGCGUACGUCAUAUUUCUCUUCCUGGUAAGCUACCCGCUGCGGUUCAUUGACCGCUCCGUUGCCGGUUUAGCGCCCGAUGUGUUCGUUUCUUGGCGGCAUUUGUUGUGCAUGUUGCUGCUGCCCCCGGUGGUGAUUCUUAUGGACCUCGCGGCCGUGGGACUCAAGGCGAUGGCGUCACGGGCAUACCAAGAACGAGGCGAGCUGCCAUCCGCAAAGAGCUGUGGUGCACAGUGUUUCGAAGCUUUCAUGCGCCUUCGUAGCGUACGGCUCGAAGUGCAGACCGACAGCCAGACCGUCAGCUCUCCAUAAAAGAAUGGGGGGUGCAUAUCAGGAUUUGCC